ACAACAUUGACCAGCAACAACCAUUUGGCUUUAACGGUCGGCUGAACUACCCACCCCUGUCCACCUGGACGAAGGAUGAGCUCAGCGCGAAACUCACGAUCCACACGAACAAAACUCGGAUUAGUGCUUGAUAAUGAAGACGAUGUCUGAAGCCAUAUCGUCUCACUUGACAUCCAAAAUAAUUGUAGAGCAAAAUAAUUGUCUCAUGCAGGUUUAAACCUUCCCUGACACACGCACACACCUACCACCUCCCUCAGCACCCACGCACACACCCACCACCUGCCUCACCAUCCACUCACAAUUUUAAGAGGACCUGCAUUGAACUCUGGCAUUCAGAGAGGUCAAAGUUAUCUAAAACACUGACGGGUCAUUGCCAUGUGUGACAGGAAGGAAGUGAAGGUGCAGUCUGUGUGCUCUCAGUUUAAGUUUACAAAUCGUGGCUUAUUUUGUCUUUUCAAUAAGUUGGAAACUGGGAUUUAAGUGUCUUCGUCCUGUCGUAGCAUCCUGUAACAAACACAGAUACAAUUAGUCGAAUUGUACGUGUCGCUACCCAUUGUUGACAUGAGAUUUCAAUAUGGAUUGAAUGGAUCUUGUGUAAGAAUCAGAUGAAAUUUUUACGAGAAGGGAAACGCGAAUUCACGAUGUUUAACACAAAGCUUGUGUCUCCUAUAGAAACCGUUAACAACCAACAGUGUUUCGAAAACAGAAGGACGUUCAGUGUGUGUUGACGGGGACUAGAUGUAAACAGAAAACUAUUUUCAGAUAUCAGGAGUGAUAUCUGGGAAACAAAGUCUGGGUUCUUGUCGGUAAACAUCUUGGAUUCAUUGGUUGCUGUGCUUCGUGCCUUACAUACAGUCACGUGACUACGUCUGAUGGUAAAGACAAGGAUGUUGAUGGUGGACCAAGUGUUUGUGAUUUGAUUGUUUCUCACAAUUCGUGUCUGUAAACUGCGAGAUAAGAAGUGGUGACGGCCUUAGACUGAGAAAGAUGGAGAGAUGGAGCUUUGUUUUCACAUGCUCUGUUUAUUUCAACAUACUUGUCAUAUUAGUUUCAGGACUCACUUUACACAACUGUAUCGAUGGAUGGAUCGAUAUCCCAGAAGACACUUCGACACUUAUUACAUGCAGCAACAUAUUUAAGACAGAAAAAGUCACGUGGACAGUUGAGAAUGCUAUUAGAAACAAAGUCUUCGAACAUGAAUGUGGAGAUACUACAUCCUGUAACCUUAAUUCCAGCAAGAUUUCUUUACAAAGAUACAGGGAUGAUGGGGUUUCACUGAUCAUCAACAGAAACCAUCGACGUUAUGGAGGCUUCACCGUGACUUGCUCUACGACAACUGAACACGCGGAGUGUAGGAUGCACGUCUUUCACGCAGCAGAGCUGAGCCAUUGUCGUACUGAGAUCAACAGUCAGUCAUGGAGAGUAACAGCAACAUGUCACAUUAACAAAUUCUUCUCGUCGAAAGAGAAAGCUCGUUGUGAAGGACGUGUGGAACCGUUCAUGCCAGAGCAAUCGCUGAAGAACUACACGAGAGUCGACGGCCAGCCUUACCUACAAAAGUACAUAGACCAAAGAAACAAUAACACUUACUAUAGGGGUACCUGCAGUUUCACAAGCAACCUUCCAACUUCGGCUGGUAAUUAUUCAUACAUCAUCAACAUUAUGCCUGGUACAUCACUGGAGACUGCCGGAAAGGUGUUGAUAGGCAAAUCCGAAGCAAACUGCACAUUUUUCUUGGAAGAGAAUCCAAAGGGCAGUUGUGAGUGUUUUGAACGAGGUCCAAGUUCUUUUCCUACCACACAACACUACGACACAGGAGUGCCCUCGACCUACGUGUGUAACUUAGUAAGGGGAUCCACAUGGCAUAGUGGACACACACCCCAAGGUGCCACGUCUCCACCCCCGCAAAUAACGAGGUCACGACCUCCUUUGGAGACGACAAGAGAGAUGCAUACAGAACAUCCUACACAGCCACUAAUAAAGACUUCACAAGUGACCCACGUGACCACGUUUCCAAAUUCAAAAGGAUUGGGGUCGUCUCCAUCUGAUCGAAUCGACUCGUCUCCAUCACCUCAAGACAAGUCUGGUCUAUCAGUCGCCACUGGAGUCAUUGUGGGAGUUGUUGUAGCCGUUGUAGCAACCGUUAUCGUUAUCGUCGCCAUCGCUUACGUCUCAAGACGUUAUCGAAAUCCUCCAGACCUUGAGGAGCAAUACAACGUGUUUUACAUCAGCGCUGACGCCCUGGCUUUGAACACAAUCCGUCCAGUCGAUGACCUCCCCCAGUCACGUGUCCAGGUUUCGGAUUCCCAGGCGUCUCCACAAACAAGUUCUGACUUUACUGACACAAGCUGCAUGGUACAAAUGGAAAACAACUCCAUCGUUUCCCCACCUGCUCACCAGACCCAGACUACCCAACCAUGUUUGAAAGAACUUGAGGAAACACGUGAAUCUGCCAUGUCAAACACGGAGAACCUCUACGCUGUGGUGGCGGAUAAGGAUCUGCGCGGUUCGAAACCACGAGUGUAAUAAAAUCAUAAAUCUAUGACUCACUAGUACUUUUUCGACUUUUAUCUGUAGCACCUAUUUGAUACUUUUAGAUAUGUUAUAGUAAUCAAAGUCAGUCAUAUUCAUGGUGGAAGGUUUGCCUCCAACUUGGGCCUUCAGCAACAUUUGGGUCGAGCAAGUAAAUUUUCGAGCUGGGUGUUCGUCGUUAACAAUCAAUAUCAAUAGUUUUGUGAUGGAGAAUAAGCAGAAAAGGUUUGGUUAACCUGGGUUAAGUGUUUGUUUCGGAGGGUGAGACCAAGAGCGACAUUUGACCACAGAAAAUUUUUGCACAGCAAAACAAGGCGACGUGUCUCUUACAGCAGUUGCAGGUUUAAACUUUCCCUAACACAAGCACUCACUCACAACCUCCCUCACCAACCACUCUCACUUUCAUGUGAACAUGCAUUGUAUUCACUCGCAUUCCGAGAGGUCCAAGUCAUCUAGACCAAAGACAAGUCAUUGUCCUGUUAGGCAGGCAAAGCUAUGUGCUCUCAGCUUCAGUUUACAAAUCAUGGCCUACUUCGUUCUGUCAAUGAGUCUGACACUGGAGUUUAAGUGCCUUCAUCCUGUCAUAGCAUCCUCCUACAAACACAGAAAUAAAUAGUCAGUGUUAAUACGGCUAAUUUGUGCCUGUAUCAACCCAUUGUUGACAUGGGAUUUCAAUAUGGAUUGACACUGAUACCGUGCAAGAGAUGAAAUAUUUACGAUAAGAGAAACACAAACUCAAGAUAUUCAACACAAAAAUUAUGUCUCCGGUAGAAACUGUUAACCCAACAACCAACUGUGGUUCGGAAACGGAAAGACGUUCAGUGUGUGUUUGCGGAAACUAGAUGUAAAUCAACAAUUAUUCUCAGAGUUCACAAAUGAUAUCAGAGAAACAAAGUCUGUGCUCUUAUCGGUAGACAUCUUGGAUUCAUUGGCUGCUGUGCUUCCUGCCUUGCCUACAGUCACGUGACUAUUAGUAGUGGUAAAGUCAAGGAUGUAGAUGGUAGACCAAGUGUUUGUGAUUUGAUUUUUUCUCACAAUCUGCGUUUGUAAACUGCGACAUAAGGACUGGUGACGGCAUUACACAGAAUGAGAAAGAUGGAGAGAUGGAGCUUUGUGUUCGGGUGCUCUGUUUAUCUCAACAUGAUUGUCAACCUUCUUUCAGUCAGGUCCCAGUCUGUGAGCAUCUCCACCAACGCCACUCAACCAUUUGUCACAGACGGAAAAACACAGAUGGCGCUCUUCUGUCAGGCUACAGGCUUUUUAUCAACCGUCACCUACAUCUGGAUACAUGUGAUAUGUAUCAACAGCAAUCAAGAUCGCGACACGUGCAUCUUCACACCUAGAGUUCCUCAUGACGACGGUCAUCAGGUGGUGUGUCGUGCUCACAGAGUCGUUUCCAUGCUAUCUGACCCCUACACAAUACAGC
Molecule: messenger RNA, 3958 nt
Organism: Pomacea canaliculata
Lineage: Eukaryota; Metazoa; Mollusca; Gastropoda; Architaenioglossa; Ampullariidae
Exons: 9
Coding region: 988-2526 (512 amino acids)
Source: RefSeq, a predicted model, not a curated record